CAAUAAUUUGACUUUUUCUCAAAAGGAGACAUGGUCGAUUAAACAUUAAUACGACAUCAAGCCAAAAAAGAAAAGAAAAUAACAACUUAAUAUUUUUUUAAUAACAUUGAACAUUUUUUCCCAAUAGGAAUGGAUUCGCUCAUCACUUCCACUGACUUUCAAAGUAACUGGACAAACACCAUGGCACAGAAUGAAACCGAUUUAUACUGGAACCAGUUUGUGCAACCAGUUUGGAGAAUAGUGCUCUGGGCAGCGGCUUACAGCACAAUUGUCAUCGUCUCCGUUGUGGGCAAUAUCACGGUGAUAUGGAUCAUUUUGGCGCACAAACGCAUGAGAACCGUCACGAACUAUUUCCUCGUCAACUUGGCGUUCGCUGAAGCGUCAAUGUCCGCAUUCAACACCGUUAUAAACUUUGUCUACUCCGUGCACAAUGAGUGGUAUUUCGGACUCUAUUACUGCCGAUUCCACAACUUCUUCCCCAUAGCCGCCGUCUUCGCUUCUAUAUACUCAAUGACCGCGAUUGCGCUCGACAGAUAUAUGGCCAUCAUUCAUCCGCUGCAGCAGAGGAUGUCUGCAACUCAGACGAAGGUGGUCAUCGGGGUCAUGUGGGUGCUGGCUCUCCUGCUGGCCUUCCCCCAAUACUAUUAUUCCGACACGGACCAGCUGCCUGGCAGGGUGGUCUGCUACAUCGACUGGCCUGAGUACACUGUCCUGGACUUCAAAACGAUGUAUUUUGUGUGUGUAGCGGUGCUGAUUUACUUCCUCCCCCUCCUGGUGAUGGGCUGUGCUUACCUGGUGGUGGGUUUGACUCUGUGGGCCAGUGAGAUCCCAGGAGAUUCAUCUGACCGUUACCAAGAGCAGCUGACCGCCAAACGCAAGGUGGUGAAGAUGAUGAUUGUGGUGGUAUGUACAUUCGCUCUUUGUUGGCUCCCCUAUCACGUCUAUUUCCUGAUUCACCAGUUCUACCCGCACCUGUUUGAGCAUCCCUUCAUUCAGCAGGUCUAUCUGACUAUCAUGUGGCUGGCAAUGAGUUCCACUAUGUACAACCCCAUUAUCUACUGCUGCCUUAAUGACAGGUUCCGUGCGGGAUUUAAGCAAGCAUUCCGCUGCUGUCCGUGCAUCCCUGAGGGAUCCUACGAGGGUCUAGAGCUCAAGUCCACCCGGUACAUUCAAACCCAGACCAGUUUGUACAGGGCCAGUCGAAUGGAGACCACUGUGUCCUGCGUGAUGCAGCCAUGUGAAGAUGGCCAAAAGGUCACGUUUGGUAGCAUCAGAGGGGCCGCAGGGAGACCGGCAGUUCACAGCCCCUCCAGGGAGUUCGCAUCCAAUGGCUCGUCCUCUCGCAGCAUCUCCAAAACCAUGUCAGAGACUUCCAGCUUUUACUCCAGUAAUAACCUACAAGAAUGAGAGUGCAGAAGCAUGAGUCAAGGAGACCGAAUGCCACUACGUUUGCGGAGAUGUAAUCGUUUGAAGAAUCGUCAUCUCCCCCUCCCAAGUGUGUAAAACCUGAGGAUUACCUUGAGUGUGUGCAGAUGUGUGAUUUAGUUGGAUGAGUACACACAAGCUAAGAGUUUUUAAUUUCAAACGAUCCUUCAUCUUUCAUCCGUGUCCUAUUCUAUUCAUGAGGUUUAUAAUUAUGAUUAGAGGAACUUUUACAUUGAUUUUUUGGGAAAGGUUUUCUUAUCGUAGUGAUGUAAAUGACAUGUAAAUGACAUGUAAAUGAUCCUGCAAUCACUGAAGACAUUUUAAAAGUUUAUAUUAAUGGACAUAUGAUGCAGUGGAACAAUCAGUCAGAAUACUGUAAAUAUUGAAUAUGACCGCUUAUACUGGUCUCUCAUCUGGCUAACAACAAUCCGACUAUAGUAGGAAAAGGAAUAAGUUAAGAAAUAUCAAUAAAAGUACCCCUCUUAUUCCCUUGAGUCUCUAACAAUAGCUCACUUGGCUUAAAUGAUACCUGAGCACAUGUAAUUUCUUCAGUGCUUUAUCUGCAGGUGGGAGAUUAUACUAUUGCAAAUGCCUUGGUGUCUUCACGGUCAGUUAGAGCCACGAUCCGGCCUGUGAAAUGAAAAUGAACAAUGUCAGUUGCCAAUAUCAACACCUUGUAGCUACACAGGCAAAUAUAAAGAAUGUUAUUAAAUUACUUUUCAAGGCGUGCCUGGAAACACAAAUGCAUGGUGGUGAAAGCUUUGAAUGCCUGUCCUGAUUUUGUGUGUCCUGUCCUGAAGAAUAGCUGUGGGGGAAAAAAUGUGAUGUGCAGAGAAUUUUGUACUAGUUUUCUUUUGACUUCUUUUUUUCUCUCCCUGUCUGCUUACCUUCAUUUUUUUUUUUAUCAUGUUUUUUUUUUCAUAAUUGACCCCUUCACUAAGCCCCGCCCUACAGGUACCAGUUGUGAUUUUGGUGUCCCAUUUUGAGCUGCACCUCUGCAGUGUGUAGCCUAUAUGUCUCUGGUUGGACACAACAGUUGCUGAGAAUGGUCAGUAGGCGGGGCUUAGCCAAGUGCCAGUUCUGUAGUUAUUCUGUUGUACAAUCAUUCACUCACGCGCACACUGGACCCCUCACACUGGACAAGGCCAGAGUAAAAUUAGCUCUUGAGGAACCUCCCUUGAUACAGUCACAGCAAUAUGAUACUGAGGUACACAGGAUUAUGGGACAAAAGGGGAGGAUGAGAGACGGUGGGUUGAAGUGACCACCUGCUGCUGUUCUUGACUGGGAUUGUGGCAGUGGUGUCCGUUUUCCAAAACGGAGGCCCAUGCGACUGGCAUGUUUGUGGGUCUGAGCUUUCAUUGGUCACACAGUGGCAGCAGGCUUGUUAUGGUGCAAUAUGUUCAGAAUAUUUCGGACGGUAAAUGACUGUGAUCUGAAAGUGCCUGACUGUUUGGCACAAGCAGACAGCUCAUUCCAGGAAUAAAUUAACCACACUACUCUGUUCCUGAUCUUUUUUAGAAAUUCUGAACUCUCUGUGAUGCUUAUGCAGAAUUGCA
This is a messenger RNA of Sinocyclocheilus anshuiensis, 2981 nucleotides long. RefSeq names its product substance-P receptor-like. Lineage: Eukaryota; Metazoa; Chordata; Actinopteri; Cypriniformes; Cyprinidae. Gene Ontology annotation, molecular function: substance P receptor activity. Gene Ontology annotation, cellular component: plasma membrane; sperm midpiece. Gene Ontology annotation, biological process: positive regulation of flagellated sperm motility; G protein-coupled receptor signaling pathway. The coding region runs from base 130 to 1407 and encodes 425 amino acids. The record is from RefSeq and is a predicted model, not a curated record. The transcript is spliced from 5 exons.